Pedinophyceae sp. YPF-701 is the source of this 2649-nucleotide messenger RNA. The record is from the annotation of a GenBank genome assembly. NCBI's taxonomy places the organism in Eukaryota, Viridiplantae, Chlorophyta, Pedinophyceae.
AUGGUGUUGAACGUCCUGCACGUCGCAGAGAAGCCGUCGCUGGCGCAGUCGAUCGCGAAUUUCCUGUGCGAGGGUGGCGCGCAGGUCAGCACGCGCCGCGCCUCGCCAUGCGACGUGCACGUGGUGCAGUCCAAGUUCCUCGGGCAGCCGGCGGAGUUCCGCGUGACCUCGGUCGUCGGCCACGUCUUCUCUAUCGACUUCACGAAGGAAUAUCAAUCUUGGGAGAAGACUGAUCCUACCACGCUGUUUGCCGCCGAGACCGUGCGUUCCGAAGCGAACCCCAAGGCGCGCGUCGUCGAGCACAUCAAGCGCGAGGCGCGCGGCUGCCAGCACCUCGUCCUCUGGCUCGACUGCGACCGAGAGGGGGAGAACAUUUGCUUCGAAGUGAUGUCGGUGGCAGUGCCCGUCAUGAGCACCGCGGGCGGCGGACGGCGCGUGCACCGCGCGCGUUUCUCCGCGGUGUCGCGUCCCGAGAUACAGCACGCGAUGAAGAACCUCGGCGAGCCGAACAGGAACGAAUCGCUCAGUGUCGACGCGCGGCAGGAGCUGGACCUCAAAGUCGGGGUCGCCUUCACGCGCUUCCAGACCAGGUAUCUCCAGGGCAAGUACGGCAACCUGGACGCGUCCGUCGUGAGCUACGGGCCGUGCCAGACGCCCACGCUCAAUUUUGCAGUCGAGCGGCAACAACUCAUUGCACAGUUCCACCCCGAGCCGUUCUGGUCCGUUCGCCCGCGCCUCUUCAAAAACAAGGCGAUUGCGCUGGAGUGGGCCCGCGGGCGCGUGUUCGACAAGCGCACCGCCGAGCUCUUCCACUCCCUCGUCGCCGUCGCCGGCACGGCACGUGUCACGUCUGUUACGGACAAGGACCUCCGCAGGGCGCGGCCGCACGGCCUCAACACCGUCGGGCUGCUCAUGGUCGCGAGCCAGAAGCUCGGGAUGGGCCCGCACCACGCCAUGCAGGUCGCCGAGCGACUAUACAUCUCUGGUUAUCUCAGCUACCCGCGCACCGAGUCAACGGGGUACCCGGCGCACUUCGACUUCCGGGAGAUCGUGGCGGGCCAGACGCGGAACGACGCGCUGGCGGCGUACGCGCGGAGCGUGCUCGACGUCGGCGUGACGAGGCCGAAGGGGGGAAAGGACGUGGGCGACCACCCGCCAAUCACGCCCGUCCGCGGGGCCAGCGAGGGCGAGCUGACCGGCGACAUGUGGCGCAUGUACGACUACGUGUCCCGGCACUUCUUCGCGUCGAUCGCGCCGGACUGCGUGCUGAAACGGACCACUGCGAUCUUCGCGGCGGGAGGGGAGGAGUUCAAAGCCACGGGCACCGUCGUCGUCAAACCUGGGUGGACGGCGGUGCUGCCGCGUGGGAGCGUUUCGAGGGCCCCGAAGGACCAGGACCGGGAGUACGCGGAGGACGAGGAUGACGAGGACGACGAGGACGAGGACGAGCAGGAGACGGCCCUGCCGCCCCUGAGCAAGGGGGAGGAGUUACCCCUUACAGAGGUGGCGCUGCAUCAGGGGCAGACGUCGCCGCCGGGGGCCCUGACGGAGGCGGAGCUCAUCCACCUGAUGGAAAAGAACGGGAUCGGCACCGAUGCCAGCAUCCCGACGCACAUCAACAACAUCUGCGAGCGGAACUACGUGCGAGUCGAAACUGGGCGGCGUAUCGUGCCGACCGAGCUGGGGAUGACCCUCGUGAGGGGCUACAACAUCAUCGACCCGGACCUCUGCCGCCCGGAAGUGCGCGCAGAGAUCGAGAAGAACAUCGCGCUCGUAGCGGCCGGAGCGGCGGACAAGGAGUCCGUCGUACAGCACGCCCUGGACCAGUUCCGCCAGAAGUUCUUGUACUUCGUGUCCAAGAUUCAAAAGAUGGACGCGCUCUUCGAGGCGUCGUUCUCGCCCCUGGCGUCGUCCGGGAAGCCGCUCUCGCGGUGCGGCAAGUGCCUGCGCUACAUGCGGUACAUGUCGGCCCGCCCGGCCCGCCUGCACUGCGCCACGUGCGAGGACAUCUACCACGUGCCACAAGGCGGGGCUGUCAAGCUGUACAAGGGGCUGACCUGCCCGCUCGACGGCUUCGAGCUCGUUAUCUUCCGCCUCGGCGGCGCGGACGGCAAGAGCCAGAUCCUGUGCCCGAUGUGCUACAACCACCCGCCGUUCGAGGACGCCGUCGUGGGCACGGGCACCAUGAUGUGCGGCGCGUGCUCGCACCCCACGUGCCCGCACAGCCUCCCCGGCCGCGGCGCCACGACGUGCCCCGAGUGCGACGCGGGCACGCUGGUGCUGGACCCCGCGAGCGGCCCGAAGUGGCGGCUGGACUGCAACCGCUGCGCGUUUUUGCUGUACCUCCCCCCGGAUCUGCACAUGGCAGAGGUGGCCCGCGAGAGGUGCGAGGACUGCGGGAGCAAGAUGAUGUCGCUGGACUGGAAGAAGGGCAAGGUGCCAGCGGCGUGGGGGAGCGAGGACGGCGCGGAGACGCGGCACACGGUGUGCAUUGUGUGCGACGACGAUGCGGCGGAGCUGUGCGAGGCUAAGGCGAGCGCGAAGGUGUGGGUGCGUCGCGGCGGGCGUGGCCGCGGGCGCGGUAGGCGGGGCAGGGGCAGGGGCCGCGGGCGGAACGUCGACCCUAGGAUGACCUUUGAUGGCUUCUAG